UAUUUACAUGUUUGUGGUUAAAUGCAAUAUAUGAUAGUCCAUGGAAUUGUCCAGUUUAUGUUAUGUAGUUGAUGAGUAUGUUUGUAUAUAAUAUUGUCAAGAUAGUGACAAUGUUGUGAAAUAAAAUAUAAAUUUUAUAUCUUUUUAUUAUUAAUAAACAUUUGUAUUGCUAUUUAGUUACAUAAUGUCAACAGGAAAUUCAAGAAAACAACGGAUCGUGAAUGUUCUCCGUAGAUUUAAAUUUGAAGAAUUAGAAAAUGCUGUAUUACCAGUUUUUCCAGAAACUACGUGGAAUCAUGUGAGGUCCCAAUUGAUAAAACAUCAUGAAAAUUUUACAACUGCAAAUAUUGCUGCUAUUUUAGAAGAAAUAAUAAAUGAUACUAAAAUACAAGAGAAAGUAUUAAGACAACGAUUAAUGAAAUUAGAAUUAAUUGACAUAAGUAGACAUAAACGAAAGCAUUGGUAUACUUACAGUGUAUCAGGCUCUAAUAAUGAACCUCUUCACAUUGGGACUGGAGAUUUUAAACAAAGUGUAAAGGAAAAACUUGAUAGACAAAAAUUAUUGUCUACAAAAAUAGAAGUCGAUGCCAUAGUUUUUAAUGGUAUCAUGUAUUUAAGUAUAAAAUAUAUAAAGAGAAAUAAUGUAAAAGUCCCAGCAAAUUAUUUUGCUUUAUUCUUGGACCAAAAGUAUUUAUUUUCUGCCAAAAAAAAUCCCCCAAACAUCUUUAUAGAUGCAAUAACUCAUAGUAUGGGCUAUAAUAAACACAAAAGCAUUGAUUUAAGAGGUAAAGAUCUUAUGUCUUUAAUGAGAUUACUUCGACUACGAAUACAAGGCGCUUUAAGUGCAGCAGAUAUCAUAAAUAAAACAACGUACCAAGAUGCUCAACCUAUGAUCAGAGAUACAGGUAUUGAUUAUACACAAGAAAGACAAAGGAGAAAUUUUACAGAAAAUUGUUUUGGUGUAAAUCCACCAACAUUAGAUACACUCGUUGUUAGGGGACCAAAUAGUUCUAUUAGUGAUAGAGAAAUAGCAUCACGAUUAACAAAUGAUAUUAUUCAAGUAGGGUGGGAGUUUCGUAGCGAAGAUGUAAUUAUGUUUUUAACAACUUUAUUUGAAAGAGGAAUACUUCUUGCUCCUUUACCUCCUUAUAUUUCUAAUCUUAUGUCAAUGGGAAGGAAUGAGUUGACUCUUGAAGAGUAACAAUUUUGUAAUAUUUAGAAAAAAUAAAUGAUAUUCAUAAUA
Vespa mandarinia (Asian giant hornet) is the source of this 1243-nucleotide messenger RNA. RefSeq lists its product as uncharacterized. Gene Ontology annotation, cellular component: nucleoplasm. NCBI's taxonomy places the organism in Eukaryota, Metazoa, Arthropoda, Insecta, Hymenoptera, Vespidae. The record is from RefSeq and is a predicted model, not a curated record.